Molecule: messenger RNA, 1317 nt
Organism: Morus notabilis
Lineage: Eukaryota; Viridiplantae; Streptophyta; Magnoliopsida; Rosales; Moraceae
Product: probable O-methyltransferase 3
Exons: 2
Coding region: 56-1147 (363 amino acids)
Biological process (GO): methylation
Molecular function (GO): S-adenosylmethionine-dependent methyltransferase activity; O-methyltransferase activity; protein dimerization activity
Source: RefSeq, a predicted model, not a curated record
UUUAAUCUCAAGUUUUUACUAAGAAAAAAAAAUAAAAAAACAGAGAGAGAAGAAAAUGGCUUUUAGUGAGGAAGUGAUGAGUUCUAGUGAGUUGCUUCAAGCCCACUCUCUUUUGUGGAGUACUUCAGUAAAUUACGCAAAGUAUGUUACAGUGAAGUGCGCCAUUGAAUUAGGAAUACCAGAUAUCAUCCAUAAACAUGGCAAACCCAUUACUCUUUCCAAACUCAUCAAUGCGCUUCCUAUCCAUCCUUCUAAAACUCAUUGCAUUUGUCGCAUUAUGCGCAUUCUUGUUCACUCCGGUUUCUUUUCAACCGGUCGACAAGUUGAAGAAGAAGAAGAAGAAGAAGAAGAAUCAUACUCUCUCACAAAUGCUUCCCGGCUCCUCUUAAGCGAGGGGUCAGAUUUCACGAAAAUGAAAUCCUUUGUUCUUUUUCACCUUCUCCCUGAGGCGGCGGCUCCGUGGCAUUCCAUGAGCACAUGGUUACAGAGCAGUGACGGCUCAACAUUCGAGCAUCAAAAAGGAAAGACCUUUUGGGAUUGUCUCGCGGAUGAGCCGAGCCAAAAUCGCCUCUUUAAUGAGGCAAUGGCUAAUGACUCUCAGCUAAUUGCCAAGCUCACACUAACUGAAUGUAAGGAUGUGUUUGAAGGUUUGACGACCUUGGUCGAUGUUGGAGGUGGCACCGGAACCAUGGCCAAAGCCAUAGCCAGCACUUUCCCACACAUCAAAUGCACCGUCUUUGACCUCCCCCAAGUCGUUGCUAAUUUAGAGGGAAAUGACAACUUGAAUUUUAUCGGAGGAAACAUGUUUUCCGACACAAUUCCUACUGCGGAUGCAAUUUUGCUCAAGUGGAUACUGCAUGACUGGAAUGACGAAGAAAGCCUUGCAAUUUUGAAGAAAUGUAGAGAAGCAAUUUUGAAAAAUGAGAAAGGAGGAAAAGUCAUUGUUAUUGAAACCGUCAUUGACAGCAAGAAUACAGAUGAAAUAACUGGAAUACAACUGUGCAACGACAUGAUAAUGAUGGUCAGCUUCUCCGGCAAAGAGCGUAACUUAAGGGAAUGGGAGAAGCUCUUUUUCAGUGCCGGAUUCAGUCACUAUAAAAUCAAUCGAAAACUAGGAGUGAGAUCUCUCAUUGAGCUUUACCCUUGAGUUCCUCAAGGUGUUAUUUUUCGAUAUUUACGUUUGAAUACUUACAAUAAAUAUGUUAAAGUAUUUUACCAACACAUGGUUCGAAUAACGUGUACUUUUUUUUCUUUCUUUAAGUAAUGUGUCUUUAUGUUGACCUGUCAUUGAUGGAAUAAAAUUAAUCUAGUUGAUUU